AUGAACAAUUAUUAAAUAACUAACUAUCAAAUAAAAACCAUAAAUAUCAUAAUUUAUAUUUAUAAAUUAAAAAAAAAUGUAAUUUUUUAUGAUUAUCAAUCAUUUAAAAAAAAAUAUCCUUAACUUUAUAUUGUUUAUAAGAGUAAUUAACAUAUUCACAUCCACAUAAUUAAAUAAUUUGUUUGCAAAGUUAUAAUUAAAACAUCAGAUAAUAUUUGUGUUAGAAUAUACUUAUAAUUAUUUAUUUUUCAAAAGGGAAAAAAAAAAUUAGGUGACUUAAGAUAUUAAUCUAAGCAGGAGGGAGUUUUGGAAUAUUUUUUUAAUCAUCAAAAAUACUUUAAAAAAAUAAAAUAAGUUAAAACAAUAAAAAAUAGAACUAAAUAAUUUAUAAUAUAAAUGGAAAAUAAUAGGUGUAAUUUACCAAAACACGCAUCUAACCCUUUUAAUUUUUUAUGUGUAGAUCCUUCAUGCAAAUAUACUCAGAAAUACGCUUGUCUAGGAUGUAUUGCAUUCUACCAUCCAGGUCACAUGCUAGUAGAGUAUAAUGAUGUCUACGCAUAGAUAAAUUAAGGUUCUUAAGAAACUAAUUAACCUGAAAAUGAAACUUUAGAAGAAUUUAUAGAAAAAAAAAGGAUGUAUACUAUGAGUGAUAUUUGCGAAGUAGUUAAAUUAUUAGACAUGGUGUAGUUUUAGGAAGCUUAUUCUAAUAACUCUAAUGGUAAUAAUAACAAAUCUAGCAACUUGUUAAACCUAUAAAAUAAAUAUAAUGAUAUUAAAUCUAAACCUUUUCACUCCAUGAAUUCUUAAGAGUUGAAUACUGUCAUUGAGCUCUAUAACACCCUAUAGAAUAGCAACUAAACUAGCAAUUAAUAAAAUGAUAAUUAAUAACUAAGCGAAAAGAAAUAAAAAAUAAACAAAAUCCUCAACGAUAACAAGAAGAAUAUCAUGAUAUUUAUUAAUACAUAUAGGGAAUAAAUAGAAGAAGGUAAAGAACCAAUAAGUUAUUAAGAUGCUUUACAAUAAAUAUAAAAGUUGAAAUAAUAACAAUAACAAUAAUAACAACAAUAAUCAUAAUAAUAAUAAACCAAUUAAAAUGAAUAAAUUGAAAACUUAAAUAAACAAAUUUCUUAACUUAAGAGCUAAAAUGCAUAAUUAAAGGAAUAAUAAACUAUGCUUUAAAAUGAAAAUACUGUAUGUAAGGAUGAUCUUCAAGUAGCGAAUGUUAAAUUAUAAAGCGUUAAAGAAAUGAAUGAGUAACUUAGAACUCGCUUAUAGACAGCCUCUAAAAAUGCAGAUAAUACUACAUAAUUUAUAAAACUGUAGAAUGUUGUUGAUAGCUUGAGAUAAGAGUUAUCUACCUCAGAUAAUAAGUACAACAAUUUACAAAAAGCUUACAAAGAAUAACAAUAAGAAAACGAAGAGCUCAAAGAAGUAUUAAUCAAAGCUAGAAUAGCUUUAGAAAUAUACUAGAGCAAAUUUUAAUAAUUAACAUAGUAAGUAGAAUAAAACAAAAGAGAAAGCGUAGUUGCUAACUUAAGAGCAGCCAUUAUAGCAGCUGAAAAUGAUGAAAGAAGAAAAUAAGAGAUUAGGAGAUAAUAAGCAUAAUAAGGACGUGUAGAAGUUACAGAAUGCAAUGUCUAAUGA
Messenger RNA from Tetrahymena thermophila SB210, 1644 nucleotides. RefSeq lists its product as hypothetical. NCBI's taxonomy places the organism in Eukaryota, Ciliophora, Oligohymenophorea, Hymenostomatida, Tetrahymenidae. The transcript is spliced from 2 exons. The record is from RefSeq and is a predicted model, not a curated record.